Molecule: messenger RNA, 1412 nt
Organism: Salmo salar (Atlantic salmon)
Lineage: Eukaryota; Metazoa; Chordata; Actinopteri; Salmoniformes; Salmonidae
Source: RefSeq, a predicted model, not a curated record
AUGUCAGAGAUUUUCCCAUUUCUAUCAAAGCUAAAAAUACACCUAAAAAUACACACAGGAGAGAAUCUGUAUUCCUGUACUGACUGUGGGAAGAGAUUCACAACAUCAAGGGCUCUGACACUUCAUCAGAGUGUGCACACUGGAGAGAAGCCUUACUACUGCUCGUACUGUGGGGAGAGUUACUCUCAACAGAGCAACUUCAAAAAACACCAACGUCUACACACAGGAGAGAAGCCUUACUCCUGCUGUGACUGUGGAAAAUGCUUUACAACAUCAUCUGAGCUAACAGUUCAUCAGAGAACACACACUGGAGAAAAGCCUUACAUCUGCUCUGACUGUGGGAAGAGUUUCUCGCACCUGUGUAACUUUAAAGCACACCAACGUAUACAUUCAGGAGAGAAGCCAUACUCCUGCUCUGACUGUAGGAAGAGUUUUUCUCACCAGGGUAGCUUUAAAGCACACCAACGUAUCCACACAGGAGAGAAGCCAUACUCUUGCUCUGACUGUGGGAAGAGUUUCUCUCAACAGAGCAACUUAAAAACACACCGACGUAUACACACAGGAGAGAAGCCUUACUACUGCUCUGACUGUGGGAAGAGUUUCUCUCAAGAGAGCAACUUAAAAACACACCAACGUAAACAUAAAGGAGAGAAGCCUUACUACUGCUUUGUCGGUGGGAAGAAUUUCUCUCUACAGAACCGAUUAAAAACACACCAAGGUAUACAUAAAGGAGAGAAGCCUCGUCAGUUCUCUCAGACCAGCUGAGAUUAAAAUUAAGUGAUGGAGUGAUUUUAAUCUCAUUGCUUGACUUGAACUGAAAUAUGUGCCGGUACUUAUUUUGGGUGCCGGUACUGUUUAUAUUUAGCUUCAGGACCUCCACAAUACUUUUGAGCUAAUCUAAAACAGGAACAGGAGCUCAAGCAGUAGAACACUUGAGGUCCUGGUACUCCCCUCCGGUAAGUUCCUGCCCAAGUCAAGCGCCGGUACUCACAACAUGUAUCAGAUAGAGAUGGUGGAUCAGUAUCCUGUGGGAAUGAGUUAGUAGACACAACAUGUAUCAGAUAGAGAUGAUGUGAUGAUCAGUUUUCUGUGGGAAUGAGUUAGUAGACACAACAUGUAUCAGAUAGAGAUGGUGUGAUGAUCAGUUUUCACUAUUAGUUUGGGGGGGAUUGGUUUUUACUACAUAGUUAUUUGUUUAAUGAUACACAGUCUCUGAAACAACUACAUGUGUUUAUUAAGUUGUCUUUCAAAACUAGAUUAUAUAUUGAAGUUAUUCAUCAUCAAUGGGUUUGGAUAAUUGCAUCCAGUGGCGUUACUAGUCCUGGGCUUUCGGGGCUUCAGCCCCGGAUUUUUUAGGUCCAGCCCCAAACUUUGGAUGGUAAAAAACAAAUAUAUUGUGCAUCCGUAAAGUA